Molecule: messenger RNA, 5107 nt
Organism: Haliotis rubra (blacklip abalone)
Lineage: Eukaryota; Metazoa; Mollusca; Gastropoda; Lepetellida; Haliotidae
Product: rho guanine nucleotide exchange factor 10-like protein
Biological process (GO): positive regulation of stress fiber assembly; actin cytoskeleton organization
Molecular function (GO): protein binding; guanyl-nucleotide exchange factor activity
Source: RefSeq, a predicted model, not a curated record
GAGGCAGUGAAUACUGCAGAUAGUAGUCUGCCAUACAGACCCUGAGAGAAAGAUAUCCAGUACUGCAGUACAGCCAAUGCAACUCUAACAGGUGACAGAUAACCAGAACUGUGCAGAGCUCAUGGACUCUGGCAUACUACCCAUUCAAAAGUUCUUGAACAAAAAAACAAAAGUUUUGCAAAUCCAAGAUGGCCGAUGUCGGAUCACUGAACAUUGAAGAAGGUCAAACUUUGCAGAAACCGCUGAACGUAACUCUUGAUCCCAAUAACACAAACAUGGCAACAGACCCGUACGACGAUGCAUUAAGCGGUGGUGUUUACACCCUUGACGACAUUGACAUAGGGGAGACAAGCACUGAUGACAUCAGUGUUGGGGAGACAAGUCUAGAGGAUGUAUACAGUGACUGUGUCUCAACGUUUCAGGAAGCUGUUCCUGACGUUGACUCAGAGAAUAGUAUGGAGAGUUCAGUCGAUACAAUAGUAGAUGUGACAGAAGUGAGUAAUACGCUCUUGACCAACAGCACAAAGGUUGAAGGGAAGGCUCCUGGUGAUCAAGCUCCACCGAUUUACUUUGAGCUGGAAACUGGGAGCGAUAAGAAGGACAGUUGUAUCAUGCCAGAAAUGCAGCCCUCCGUACAUGACAUUACUCAGGCUUUUGAAGCCCUUGGCAGUGAUCACCAGGUUCCAGAGGUGAAGAAACAGAGGUCUGAUGAUUCCACACCAGCCGUUCAUGAUAUUCCCCUGUCUCGGAACCCAUUCGAAGGAUUUGAGGUCCUCAAGAAUACUGCACCAGUAUAUGAGCUUGAGAAAUCUGAAUCAAGGGAGACAGCUAAUGCUGUCGGUGACCAAACUGAAGGAGUUUCACUGUGGGAUACGGCAGAAGCUAAUGGUGAGGUAUCAGACAAGAUAAUUUCCGAGCCAAUUUAUGAUGUUGUGCCAUCGCGGGAUUCAUCUGAGAGAGGUUCAGGUCAUUCAUAUUUGACUCUGUUGGGCGAAGAACCAAUAUAUGAGGUUGUGGUUCAUGAUACGACUGCUAAAGGUAAAAAUGAUUCAAAGGUGAAAGGUCAAGGACAGUCGAAAGCUGGUAGUGACGGCGAUGUAUCAGCGGCACCCCCAGGCCUUGGUGGUGUUUACUCAAUUGCACAGGAAGCAGUAAACAAAUCUAAAAAACAAGCAAAUUUAGCCAGAAGUGCAGCAACAAGCAUGUAUGAAAUGGCCAAGCCGAUUCCUACUGGUUCUUCUGAGAGUGUGUUGAGGCGUGAUGACUUCAUGAUUCAGUCGCACCCUCCUGGUUUCAUAUCAUGUAAGCAGGGCUCUGGACGCCCAUACUCUGUCCACUUCCUGGAGGACGCCAGUGCAGCCCGGAAGGGUCUCAAGACACCAGAGGAUGGGGAUUAUGACAGGUUGAAAUUCCGGAGAUUCAAUUCCAAGAAAUCAAAGAGUCGUAGUCAGUUCUACAUCAGCUAUAAUGGAGAAGAUGAUAUUUUGCCUGAAGACUUUCCUGAACAAGACGCUUCACCGGAGGCUGAGACUGUUGCUCCCGUGUCUCAGGAUAAGCUGUACGAGUCCAUAAGCUCCAUACACCUGUCUGACGAUGGGUGGGGGUCCUCCGAGUUCGAGGAAUCAGGGGACGAUGAGGUCUUGGAACAGGCCCCAGCCAAACCUCUACCUCCAGAACCCAAACAGGGUCACCAUAUUAUCAAACGAAUUCGAAGUUUGGCGAGGAAAAAUAAUGUUACCAUGGAAGAGGACACUAGAUGCUUUCCUGUUGAUCUUAACCCUUCAAAACAUCCACCCCCAGAGUUACCUCCCCCUUCGGAUGACCUUUCUGAAAGUCAGAAAAAAAGGCGAUGUGUUGUUGAUUUGACUAUAUCGAGUGAGAAGUCCUACAUCAAUGCUUUGGAACGGAUAACAGAGGAUUACAUGAAAGUGGUGUUGGAGAACAUAGCCUCCCCACGCAGUCACGUGAAGAUGGUGUUCGCCGAGGCUGAGCAGAUCCUGAGCCACCACAAGAUGUUCCAGAUCGAACUGGCUGACCGUGUCAGGAAGUGGGACCAGGGGAAGAUCGGAGACAUCUUCACAGCAUCGUUCUCCAAGACGAUGUUGCUCAACUCCUACAGCAUUUACGUCAACUGCUUCGCUGCAGCGAUGGAAGAGAUCAAGACAGUGCAGAGGACGAAACAGACCUUCUCCGAAUUCUUGAAGGCGAAGGAGUCCAGCAGCAGUGACCGGUUGUCCAUAUUUGGGCUGAUGGUAAAGCCAGUGCAGAGGUUCCCACAAUUCAUCAUGUUGCUACAGGAUUUACUGAAGUUCACACCACAGACCCACCAUGACCGAGGAGCUUUACAGCUGGCUCUCACAGAACUCGAGAAUGUCACGCACAAACUGAAUGAACGGAAACGUCACAGCGAACAAAAGUUUAUGGCCCGUCAGAUCACAAGUCAGUUGUCACGGCAACUGAACCAAGGUGUCAUCAAGGCAGCGGAGAGUCCGCGGAGACUACUGCGACAAGAUGACAUGGAGCAAGUGGUUGGGGAAACAGCAUCAAUGAAGUCCAAAAAUGUCCGAGUGUUCCUGAUGAAUGAUUGUGUCAUGUUCGUCAAGGUUGGAACGAAAGAUCAGGGUGGUUACUCGACCGAGCGAUAUCGGCUGAAGUGGAUGGCCAACCUCCGAGACUUGGAGGUGAAGGAUUCUGCCAUUACCCCGGACAUGGAGAGCGUCGUUAGGGGGACGAGGAAACUCAGCAUCUACUCCACACAGAUAGAUAAGCCUGAGGAAGACCCCUUCCACCUGUUCGCAGAUAAGCCUGACGCGGACCUGAACGAGAUGCUGCACGACUUGCCUGUGCUGGCCCAGAUCAGUACACUGGUGUCCUCACUCAAACGUAACUACAUGGAUCUGUCGGAGGAGCAUAUACAGGAACACAGACGAGACUUGCAGAGACUCGUCCACAUCAAAGAUGAGCAGCUCCGAUUGGUCAACAGUUGCUCUAUCGUUCUCUCUGACUGCACCAAAAGUGAGAAGGUGCGGUACGUUCUUCAGACCCCAAUUGCGUCUAUCAAACAUGAGUGGUGCAUGGACUUCCUGAUAGCUAAACUAGCAACAGAUAAGCAUAACGACCCGGGCUGGGGGGACCUGAGCACCGAGGACACCCAGGAUCUGCCUCCAGCAUUCUUCAUGCGGUGUCUCCCAGUAGACGUCCCUCGGCACUACACCAAGAUGAUGUGCGCCAUCCCAGUGUUCAUGACAUCGAGCUCCGGCACCCGGAUCAGCACCCAACACCUGUGGGUAGUUACCACCACUCCCACCAGGGGGCAGGUCUCCAUCAUCUCCAUACACAACUCCAAACCAAGCCUCAUCGAGAGCUUUAAGGCAGCAGACGUUGAGGUCACAUGUACAGAGCAUGUUCCGGGAUAUGCUAGAGAAGUGAAGGAAUAUGCAUUCGCAGAGGAUUGUGUCUGGCUUGGAACUAUUGACAAUGAGAUCCUCAUCUUCCCACUGACGAGUUCUGAUGGGAUGCGACGUGAAGCAGUGGUGAAGUUCACUCUGCCAGCUGCACCGCUGUCCAUGAAGUACGUGGAUGAGCGACUCUUCUGUGGACUGGUCAAUGGAUCCUUGGCUGUUUUCUCCAGGGAUAACGAUGGCGCAUGGAAUGUAAAUUCUCCUCACUCCUUAAAUCUCUCAAACACCAUCAUAUCCUGCAUGAAGGUAAUUGAUGACGACCUCUGGGUUGCCUUGACGACCAAGAUUCUUGUCCUGGAAAUUGACAGUUUGAAAGAAAAGACAACACAUGAUCUGUCCAUUGAAUCUGAUAACCUGGUCAUCCAUGAGUUUACUACUUCUGGUGUGGGGAUCUGGGUGUCGUUCAAGGACUCCGCCAAACUACGUCUGUACCACACCGAAACCUUAGAGAACCUUCAGGAGAUCAACAUAGCGUCUGCUGUCAGCAGACUUCUGGAAGAGAGGAAGAGCAAGGUGAUGACUGACGACCAGCCGGACGGAUACAGCAGCUGUGUCAUCACCAGUUUGUCAGCCAGCAAGGGACUGCUUUGGAUUGGGACCAAUCACGGCUUUGUUCUCACCCUACCUCUACCUCGCUUGAAGGAUGGUGUCCCACUGGCCAGUGGGCGGCCCAAAAUAUCACACCAUUCUCAUCGGGGACCAGUCAAGUUUCUGAUUCCAAUUUACUACUCUAGCAGUGUCGCUGAACUGAACCGUAGCAGCUCCUUGUGGUCAUCACUUCGGCCAAAGCGCCCCAGUCUCAAUGAUAAGUUAACCUUGAAUAAAAACAAAAGUGAAGAGAUUACCUCCCCUGUUAGUGACAGUGGAAUAGAUGGAGUUAUGUCCCCUGAUGGAAAGUCCCAUACUGAGGCUUGGCAGGCAGAAAUUGAUGAGCUCUCAGUGACUGGUGGAAAUAACACAGUAGUUGGUCAGACCGACACAGAAUCAAAUCCUGUCCUUCAACCAAUCGCUGAAGUGGAUUCAUCUAGUACUACUGAUCAGUCAAAGAGUGCCAAGACAGCUCAGAGUGCUAAGCGGAGGAAAAGUGAUAAAGACAGUGAAAGUUUCAAGAGGGAGAAACCAAGACUGAAAUCAAAAACACUCUCAUUCAGGAGUGAACUCGCAAACAAGAUUGCAAAACGAAACUUUGAAAGUUCUGACUCUGAGUUAGCGGACGAAGAAGAAGAUGAGGUCCGCAUGUUGUACGAGAAUUUGAUGGAGACUGACGAUGACAUUGAUAAAGAGAGUGAGGAUGAUAGUUUCCAAGAUGCGAUCUCCUCGUUUGAAGAGCUUCCUAGUGACUUAGGAUCACCAGAAAAUGCUUUGUCAGCACGGAAGGAUGGUCAGACUGUUAAAUGGGGGUCUGGGGUGAGGCUGAGAGCAACGAGUAGGUCUGUGCGCAGUCGGCAGGGACACUGCAUCGUGGGGGAUCUGCCCAGACACACAGGACGGCGACAAUGAGGAAGAGUCCAUGCAAUGCUGUGAUCGUUGUGGCAGGCGGGGAUGGAUACGUCGACUGGAACAAAAAGACCAAACAGAGGACAUCCGAGGAUGCAAGUCUGUUGUUAUGGAUUUACAAGUUAUAGCUCUACUUGUUCCAUUGUCAU